GAAUUUCGUCAGAUGAAGCCAAAUUCUGGGGUUCACUAUCUUACUGGCCAUUUGCGACAGUUGGGCUUGUGGAUACAGCAACAACGAGUUAUUUCCUCUAUCCACCAUGUCGAUCCCUUGGGAACUGCCCUCUACCAAUGCACUAUGAUCCAAUGGCGGCAGUACAAGGUUUCACGGCCAAAUGCUCUGUGGCACAUGGAUGGGUACCAUAAGCUAAUUCGUUGGGGCAUCAUAAUUCAUGGUAUCAUUGAUGGAUAUUGCUGCACAGUAGGCUAUUAUUCUCCACUAGCUGCCUACAUCUGA
Messenger RNA from Suillus fuscotomentosus, 303 nucleotides. RefSeq lists its product as uncharacterized. The annotation marks the transcript as partial. Lineage: Eukaryota; Fungi; Basidiomycota; Agaricomycetes; Boletales; Suillaceae. The record is from RefSeq and is a predicted model, not a curated record. The transcript has a single exon.